GGAGCAUUUAUUGUGAAGGUCAAGGCUAAGAGUACCCGGAAGUUGGUCUCACCCUGAGCGACGUUCACGGUUCCCUGUCGCGACUCAACCGCAAAACUGUUCUAAUGUUCUUGGGUGCAGAAGGCACAAGACGCCCACGAUGAGUUUACACACGCUGUCUCUGCGAGUCGUGCUGUUCCUGGGGCUUUGGCACUCUGGGAGGAGAAGUUUGGCCUCAGCUCCUGAGCUGCAAGAGCAGCCCAAUAAGAUAGCUGUAGUAGGAGCAGGCAUCGGUGGAACAGCAGCAGCCUAUUACUUGAGGGAGCAGUUUGGACCUGUUGUCAAGAUCGAUGUGUUUGAAUCUGGGACGGUCGGAGGGCGACUGGCGACGGUAAAGUUGGGGGAUUAUGAGUACGAGACUGGAGGCUCUGUGAUCCAUCCUCUGAACCUACACAUGAAAGAGUUCAUUGAAAAAUUAGGUACUCCUCAGAGAAAAGAACUCCCUUCUAAAAUGGCGAUCUUUGAUGGAAAAGAGCUUGUGUUUGAGGAAAGCGAUUGGUUCAUUGUUAACUUCUUCAGGAUACUUUGGCGGUAUGGAUUCAGUUUCAUUCGUAUGCAGAUGUGGGUGGAGAGUGUUCUGGACAAAUUCAUGAGAAUCUACCAGUAUCAGCAGUACGGUUACUCGUUCUCCAGUGUGGACAAGCUCUUGCAUGCCAUGGGAGGCAACAGCUUCCUCACCCUGAUGAAUCAAACUCUGGAGGAGGCCAUGUUGGGAGAAGGAUUUUCACAGGUCUUCCUCAACGAUAUUGUUGCACCUGUUACACGUGUGAACUAUGGCCAAAGCGUCCGCAUCAAUGGAUUUGUAGGGGCUGUGUCGUUAGCUGGGGUGGAUUCAGGUCUGUGGGCAGUGGAUGGUGGCAAUAAGAGAGUGUGCUCUGGGCUACUCUACCACAGUAAAAGUGAUCUAAUCCCUGCCAAAGUGACUUCCAUUUCAGUGAAAUCUCGACCGACAAAAAGAGGAAACACUGUCAGUUACUAUGAGGUUAACUACGUCGGAGAAUCUGGUUCUGCACACUCUCUGUAUGACAUCGUUGUCAUAGCGACGCCACUUCAUCAGGGAAAGUCUGACAUCACGUUCUCAGGGUUCUCCCCUCCCAUCCCAACUCAUUACCCGGGUCUCUACCACCGGUUGGCGGCCACUUUGGUGCACGGCACUCUGAACGUGUCCUACCUGGGGACCACCAAGCCGGCCUCAGAGUUCACCGUGUCCGAGGUCCUCACCACGGACUCGAAGGGCUGCACCAUCAACAGCCUGAGCUCUCUUGACCCCGUGCACAUUCCUGACGGCUACAAGCGACCCUCCGCCAGCCAUCCGAAAGUCUGGAAGGUGUUCUCCUCAGAAUCACUGACCCAGGAGCAGCUGCAACAAAUGUUCCUCUCCUACGACUCUGUGUCUGAGACCCUAUGGCUUGCUUACCCCUCUUACCGUCCGCCACACCGGAAGACCCCUCCGUUCAUCCUACACAACCGGCUGUACUACCUCAACCCUCUGGAGUGGGCAGCCAGCUGCAUGGAGAUGAGCGCCAUCUCGGCCCGGAACGUGGCCCUGCUGGUUCAUCACCGCUGGCACGAACAGGCCGGCAAGAUCGACCAGGAGGACCUACACACACGACUGAGAGGAGAACUCUAAAACUUGAAAAAUUUGAUCAAAAUCAGCAACCACAGCUUUGAAUUCAACAAGAUGAAUAACAUUAGUUUAUUUAACAAAAAAAACAAACCACAAUAGAAGCAACAGUUUAUUUUUCUUAUAAAAUAAGAAAAAUAGAAAAAUAAUUGUAACACUGUGAACCAAGCUGCACUGAAAGGUUGAUCCAGAAGCUUCCCUGUUUCUCUAUGAGUCUGUUGGGCUGUGUUGUACCUGUUGUAAACCUAAUCCAACAUGUCACAUUGUCUUUAUUACUCUUUAGCACUAUUUUUCUCUGACUAGAAGCUUAAUUUACUGGUCGGUUUACAUGUCUUAACUUCCACGUCUCUCUACCUCUUAAGCAGAGUGCUGCGGGUAUCGUUGGAAAGUUCAGGCAACAAGCACCAAAGGUUAGCCGUGUUUGCUUCCAAUACCACUUAGUCCGAGACGGACAACAAAAAUUCAGCUUUAGAAAUGUAAUUGUGCCUUACUAUUAAAUGUUUUAUAAAUUGUCCUUUGGUCUCUUUUUUAAAAUUAUGUCAUAAAAGCUCAAACACGAAGACCAACUUGCUUUUUGUGCUUUAUGUCUUUGUCUUUUAGAUAUCAAGGAUAAUUUCAAGUGUUUUCCACCAAUGAUUUAUGUUCAGAACCAGUGUUGGUAAAAGAUACUUGACUUGUACUCUACUUGCAGGUUCCUCUUUGGGUCACAAAUUGUUGUUGAGAAAUCUUAGGCACUUUCAGAAGUUUUUCUCUGUAGAUUUUUCACAGUAAGUGUCACUUUAAUUGGGUUUCCUUUUUACACAUAGGUUUCUAAAUAAAUGUCAAGUUAAAGCAUUUAAAGUGCCCACAUGGCACUGCAGGUUUUAAAGUGUUUACAAUCAUAAUAAAUUAAUGAGAUCUCUU
Messenger RNA from Girardinichthys multiradiatus, 2566 nucleotides. RefSeq names its product prenylcysteine oxidase 1 (gene pcyox1). Lineage: Eukaryota; Metazoa; Chordata; Actinopteri; Cyprinodontiformes; Goodeidae. The coding region runs from base 140 to 1669 and encodes 509 amino acids. Gene Ontology annotation, molecular function: prenylcysteine oxidase activity. The record is from RefSeq and is a predicted model, not a curated record. Gene Ontology annotation, biological process: prenylcysteine catabolic process; prenylated protein catabolic process. The transcript is spliced from 7 exons.